ACAACUUUUCUCAGCUCAAGAGAUCCCCUACAUGUUCAGAGCCCCGCGCCGGCGGUUUGCCGGACUAUACAAAGUCUACCAGACACGGACUAGAUCACCACUUUCUGCGUCUACAAAUCUUUCUCUCUCUUCAUCGUCUUUUCUUCAUCAAUCAUUUCUUUCUUCAUCCAACAACUGUAGUAACAACAAUAUCAAAAUGGUCGUUGAAUCUUACCGCACGGAAUAUGGGAACGUUCUCGCCGACUCUCUUACCCCGGGUCAAUUGAGUUCUUCCAACCUCUUUGACGUCUCUGGUCAAGUCGCUGUUGUCACCGGAGGUGGUACCGGUAUCGGUCUCAUCACUGCCCUCGGUCUCGCUGAGAACGGUGCCAAAGUGUACAUCACCGGUCGAAGGGCCGAUGUGGUUAAUGCUGCUGCGGAGAAAUACAGCCCCAAGAAGGGAACCGGUAGCAUCGUCCCCGUUGUUGGCGAUAUGAGCUCUAAAGAGGGUGUAGAUGCCCUUAGAGCCGUACUUGUCAAGAACGAGAAAUACGUCAACGUCCUCAUCAACAAUCACGCUAUCCAAGUCAUCGGUUUGAAAUUCCACGAGACAGAUGGAACUGCUGAGGGUAUCUCCGCCGCCGUUGAUGCCGUUGAGAGCUUUGAGAAGUGGACUGAGAUGUACCGUAUCAACUGCGCUUCUUACUUCUUCACCACCAUGGCUCUUCUUCCCCUUUUGGCCAAGGCCGAAGUUGGAGGGAAGAAACAACCUGGUAGCGUGAUCAACGUUAGCAGUAUCUCUGGUUUGUGUAACGAUUCUCAGGGUGGUCAAUUCAACUACAACGCUUCUAAGGCCGCUGUCAACCACCUUUCCAGCAUGAUGGCUGCAGAAUUCGCCGAACGUGAACUUGGCGUUAGGGUCAACACUAUCUGUCCUGGUCAUUUCCCCAGUGGUAUCAACACCACUAACCUGGAUGAAUCCCCAGAGACGAAAUACCAGUUCGCUCGUAAAGAGAUGGAAAUUCCUUUCGGUCGUCCUGGUGCUGCACCGGAAUAUGUCAGAUUGGUACUUAGUAUCGCAACUAACACAUACCAAACUGGUACUCUUAUCCCUAUCGAUGGAGGUUACAUGACCAAGCAUUAAAUUGUCUGGUCUAGGGUAUCCCUUCAGAUGGUGAGGUGAUCUUGGACAGUGUUCGGUUUUCAGGCUUGGUUGAUUGCAUGCAUUGGAUUGACAC
Messenger RNA from Tremella mesenterica DSM 1558, 1217 nucleotides. RefSeq lists its product as uncharacterized. The transcript has 7 exons. Bases 197 to 1123 code for a protein of 308 amino acids. Gene Ontology annotation, molecular function: oxidoreductase activity. NCBI's taxonomy places the organism in Eukaryota, Fungi, Basidiomycota, Tremellomycetes, Tremellales, Tremellaceae. The record is from RefSeq and is a predicted model, not a curated record.